Molecule: messenger RNA, 327 nt
Organism: Rotaria sp. Silwood2
Lineage: Eukaryota; Metazoa; Rotifera; Eurotatoria; Philodinida; Philodinidae
Source: the annotation of a GenBank genome assembly
AUGGACGAAGAUUGGAAGGACAAAGAAUUAGCUUUAGAAAAAUAUAAUUUACGAAGCUUUUCAGAAGAGUUUAUGCGUCAAGUUAUCGAUUUUGUUGAUCAUGCAGGUCCGGGAAGUAAACAUGGGAGAUCUUGGAAAGCCAUUCAUCACCGAUUUCGAACAAUCCCAGACAGAAGUUAUAUUUCACGUUUUCGACAAUAUUUGGAACAUCAUGGAACAAAGCGACAGAAGACUCAAGAUCUGGACAGUUUAGUUUACAAAAAGUUAGUUGAUGCAAGACAAAAGAAUCUCGUUGUUCAUGAUUUGGCUAUCCAGCGAUGGGUUUAA